Molecule: messenger RNA, 676 nt
Organism: Wasmannia auropunctata (little fire ant)
Lineage: Eukaryota; Metazoa; Arthropoda; Insecta; Hymenoptera; Formicidae
Exons: 4
Coding region: 224-676 (150 amino acids)
Source: RefSeq, a predicted model, not a curated record
CUUAUUUUUAAUGAGGAUAGCGUCUACGAAUGAAAAAAACUAGGCACCGAUCUGGCACACACUAUUUUACAUACAAGUGCGAAUAUGCACCACAACAAACUUCCGUAGUUCAUAUCUUGUCAAUCUGCAAGAGACUGAGGCUGUACAUGUUCGAACCUGACACCUGAGGUUCCGGGCAUAUUUAACGUAGUGGGGAUAAGCCGCGACAGAUAUCUCUGUGCAAAUGCCAGCAAUUCGAAAAUUUUCGCGGUGCGAAUUCGCACUCAUGUACGGUUUGAAGGUUAAUAGUAACUUUAUGAUGUGGACAUGUUGGACAAUCGAUUUAUCAAGUAUUUUACGACGCGUUAUUGUUAAAACAAACAUGGAAAUAAAAGUAUUUAUUGGAGAAAAAGAAGUUUCUUUUGACAUUAAAAUGAUUCAAAACAUACGAGAAAUUGAUCACAUUUUAAAGAAAUUAGAAAUUAUGUUUCCUUGUGAAACAGUUAAUAACGAAAACAGAGUCACAAAUUGUCAGGGUUUUGUCAUUAAAGAAAAGUCUAAAAUAGGACAGAGAAUGAGAUGUUUGGCGUGCACAAAAAAUUGGAAGAUAUUAUUAAGAAAAUCACAAAAUUUGACACCAAUUGAAAAAUUAAGAAAGAAAAACAAAAAAUUGAACAAGUCAAAUUUAUAUUAUUAA